Messenger RNA from Actinia tenebrosa (Australian red waratah sea anemone), 3253 nucleotides. RefSeq names its product NACHT, LRR and PYD domains-containing protein 12. The record is from RefSeq and is a predicted model, not a curated record. Lineage: Eukaryota; Metazoa; Cnidaria; Anthozoa; Actiniaria; Actiniidae. Gene Ontology annotation, molecular function: protein binding.
CGCCAAUGCCUUCUUUUCACUAUAUUUUUACAGUAAAGCCCACCAGGGGCUUCUACCAAAGCCUCAAUGCAAGUCAUUUUACGUGGAGGAAAUAUUUCAAAAGUUUAAGUCAACAUGGCUAUGGCUGCUAAUCCUGCCGAAGUACUGAAGCCCUCAGCGGAAAAGACUAACUACAUCAGACUUGCUAGACUUYUGAUGUGUGGUGGUACGAAAAUUGYAAGAGGAGUAUUCGAUUCUAUCAUUCCUCCAUCACAGUUGCCGACAAAGUUGAAUGAGCCGGCUGUUGAAUCAAGAUUAAAACAAAUGAAAAAAGAAAAGAUAUUAUUUUCUUCGCAGUGGAAAGUCCUGUUUCCGUCGCCAGGAGUUUAUGGCAAGUCCGAAUCGUUCGAUAUCACAUUGCUGUUCAAACUCUUAAGAGAAUUCUCUGGAUUGCCAGCGCCUCCUAAAGGAUGGGACGACUUGCCUGACGACAAGGAUCAUUCUUUGUCUGAUGACUUGGCCAGGAUUAAGUAUUAUCGAAACGAACUUUGUCACGCCAAGGAGGACUUGGGAAUCAGCGAUGGCGAUUUCACUACCUGUGGGAAGCGAAUAAAGGAUGCUCUGCUGAGGAUGGUGGGGUCAUUUCCAUCCCUAGGGCCUUCUAAAGAUUGGGAAGAUGAGAUUGAUAAGUUACUCACAGGUCCUAUAACCGACGAAGAUGAAAGAAACAUCGAAGAAUUGAAAUCAUUGUAUCGUCAAGAUAAGGAAGUGAAAGACAUGCUACAAUGUCUUCAAGAUAUGAUAGUGGAUCUACUGACGAAGGAGAAGUUACUAAGCAAAGAUCAGGCUACUGAUUAUGGCCUUUCCUUGGAUGGAGGGUGAUCGAUUUCACAUUGACAAUCUAUAUACUUCACUAACCGUUACUGAGAAAGGAAGAACAGAAAAGAUUGAAGUGGCAAACCUGUUCUCAUCAAGCAAAGAGCCCGUUAGACGUAUUCUGAUAGAAGGAGAAGCAGGUAUUGGCAAAUCAACAUACUGUAAGAAGAUUGCAUAUGACUGGAGUAAGGGUAAGCUAGUAAUCUCCGAUGUUGACCUAGUAUUGGUUAUCAAGUGCUGCGACUUGAAAGAUGGUGACUUAUGGCAGGCCAUCAAGGAACAGAAUUUACCCGAAGAUCUUGGGCAUGAAACUAAAAAAGCUGAAGAAGUUUACGACUACAUUAGGGUCAACCAGCGGAAAAUAUUACUUAUGCUUGAUGGAUUUGAUGAAAUUCCUGCAACUACAGAUACCACAAUGAAACAGAGCAUCAAGGAGUUAGUUACUGGCAAGCUGCUAUCCAACGCUCGUGUCAUCCUUACUUCUCGCCCAGAAAGGUGUUCAGAUAUACGUAAAUCUUUUGACAAAAAGCUAGAAAUGACAGGUUUCAGUUGGAACGACUCCUGUUACUUUAUUAAUCAUUUUUGUUCCUCAUCAUACAACGCAGCUGAAACUAUUUCAUCUCUUGAAAAGACUGCAGCUAUCAGAGAACUAACUCGCUGCCCCUURAAUGCUUCUUUCUUGUGCCUCAUACUUGAAGAGAAGGAAGAUGAUGGCGAGUUCUUUGAGUCGCUUGGCAUUGGUUCCCUUUACCGUGAAAUGGUUUUCUGUGUGAUAAAGAGAUACUGCGUUGAGAAAAAAGGACAGGAAGUCCAAGAUGAUACCUUGCUGGACAAAUACCAUGAGCCACAAGUUGCGUUGGGAAAGAUAGCAUUUAACCUGAUGAAAGACAACCUUACCAAAUUUGGAGAAGAAAAGUUGCCUGACGAUUCGAAGCAWAUUCUGARAGACAUUGGCUUUCUWAUCGAGWACARGWMWUUGAACAWAWYAARGCCAAMAUCUAYAUAYUKCUUCUCUCACUCGUCAAUCAAGGAGUAUUUUGCUGCAUUAUAUGUGGCAGAAUGUUUGAGAAACGGCAACAUUGACACUUUGACAUCCAUCCACGAGUUCACAGAAAACCCAUCAUCAACAGGUAUAGGGAACUCUAACCAUGUCCAGAAUGUUUACUACAGUUUACAGAGAUUCAAUCUGGCCAAGAUGGUGAACCUUUCCAGUAGUGAAGAUCAUAUUAAGCUUAUCAAUGAUCUUGCAUCUCAUUUACCUAAUGACAUUGAUGUAUCUCAAGCUGAGCAUAUCAGGUUUGACUUUAUUUUCUCUUUCAUUUGUGAAAUUCUUGGAAAUUGUAAGGAAGAUGAGGUUACUAAGGUUAUAACUGAGAUCGCAAUUCCAGAUUUGCCGCUUGUAUUAUAUUUAUACAAUGGUAGACAAGCAUUAGAUGGUUUUAUUUCUCUUUUGUCACAAUCUAGAGAAGAAUCCUCUAAAGUAAGAUUUAAGAUCCUACGUCUAGAGGGUUUGCAAGCUGUUUCAUUCUCUAAUCCGAUAGAAAAUUUCAUUGCAUUCUCACGAUUUCUUGGGAAACACAGAUUUUUGAAGACAAUAUAUUUGUCUUUCUUUUCAAAUUUGACGGAUUUUACACUUUUCUUAGAAAAGUUUCAAAGCACCAGUGUAGAAAAUCUUAGCUUGCGCUAUAUUCCCCAAAACAUUAGUAGCAAGGAUUCUAAUAUGUUUACGAUUCUGAGAAGUCUUCGUAACUUGACUCUCCUUGACCUCUCAUACAGCUCAAUAACAAAUGAUCCGCAGUUCUUUAAUUCAGAGGGUCAAUCGACUAGUACCACUGCACUGCGGGUUCUUAAAUUAUGCCAUUGCAAUCUAAGUUUACGCAAUGUUCGUUUCAUUCUUGGUUCUUUGCGCACGAUUACCACUCUUACAGAACUUGAUUUGUCAGGAAAUGACUUCAGUGAUGGUAUCUCUUUUGAACUAAAGGGUAGUACAAUACAAGUACUUGGGAUGAAGACUUGCAAUCUAAGAUCAAACAACCUUGAUUCUAUUUUUUGUUCUUUGCGCAUGAGUGCCAUUCUAAAAGAACUUGAUUUGUCUGGAAAUGACUUUAGUGAUGGUAUCUCUUUUGAUCUAAAGGGUAGUACAAUACAAGUACUUGGGAUGAAGACUUGCAAUCUAAGAUCAAACAACCUUGAUUCUAUUUUUUGUUCUUUGCGCACGAGUACCACUCUAAAAGAACUUGAUUUGUCUGGAAAUGACUUCAGUGGUGGUCUAGGCCGUCUUCGUUUUUUGCGCAAUAGUACCACUCUAAAAGAACUUGAUUUGACUGGAAAUGCAAUAGAUGCCGAGGCCCAAUCGUUAAUUCAAAGUUAUGUUCCUGAUGCCAAGAUCCUUUUUUAG